This is a messenger RNA of Colletotrichum orchidophilum, 2103 nucleotides long. RefSeq lists its product as uncharacterized. NCBI's taxonomy places the organism in Eukaryota, Fungi, Ascomycota, Sordariomycetes, Glomerellales, Glomerellaceae. Bases 1 to 2103 code for a protein of 700 amino acids. The record is from RefSeq and is a predicted model, not a curated record. The transcript is spliced from 2 exons.
AUGGCACCGCACCACGAGCCCUUCAAAGGCCUCGCGCCUAUCAAGUGGGAAUCUGUCGCCGAGGAGGACCUAAAAGAGUUCAUGACCGACGUCUUCACAAACGCUCAAACAGUCAUUGAUUCCAUUCCCGUCCCCGCCGCCGUGAAGCAGGUCACGGCUUCUCACGGCCGCUCCCGCUCCCACACCGAUCCCCCGAUACUUGUCACCGACAUCAACCGUUCCCUUUCCCAGCGCCAAACGGGCGCUGCCCUGAGGCUGUCACAAGAUCUGUCUAAAGAGUGGAAAGAGGUCAAGGUCAAUGCAAAGGAUAACCCGCUAGCAAUCAACGUAUAUAAGCUUGCCGCCAAGGACGGCAAGGGUAGCUGGUUCGCCCGGCGCAGCAUUCACGAUGGAUUGACUUUUGAGAAGUGGAAGCUAGGUCUCGAGAGAGAAUUUGCCGAGUCCAUGAAAGUGCAGAGCGGGCCCGGCGCCGGCGCCAUCCGCGGCAUUGGAGCAGAGAAGCGGGCAGCGCACGAGGUCGUGGAAGGCGCUGGGAAAAUGGAAGUAUUUCAGUUAUCGGCGCAAUUCCCAGGCCCGACGGCUCCGAGGGACUUUGUGACGUUACUGUUGAGUUCCGACUUUUCCGGCGGCGCCCCGCAAGAGGGUGCCAGGCGGCCGCUCCGGACGUAUAUGAUUGUCUCGAAACCAUGCAUUCAUCCCGAUUGCCCCGAGCGGCCAGGCUUCAUUCGAGGUCAAUACGAGUCGGUCGAAAUCAUUCGCGAGAUUCCAUCUGAUAAGCCGGCUGCGAUCACGCGAGCGCGAUCGUCGAUUGACCUCAGCCAAGAGGGCGUUAAAGAACGACAGGCCGUGGCUGAGUCCAUGGGCAAGGAGGCCGUGCUUCGGGCAGCGAAGAAGGUGGCUGAUGCGGACGGCCGCCAUCGGGGUGCAUCUGUUGAUAGUGCACCAGCCAGAGACGACGCCGGGCACACUGGUGAAGGCAUUGAAGAAGACGCGACAACGUCGAUUGAGUGGCUCAUGGUCACUCGCAGUGAUCCCGGUGGCAACGUGCCCCGAUUCCUGAUUGAUCGAGGCACGCCGGCCGGCAUCAUUGGGGAUGCGGGCAAGUUCCUCAAGUGGAUGACGGUGAAGUCUGCAGACGACUUUUCCACAUCAGAUUCCGAACAGGAGGAGACGAAACAAGGCGCUAAGCAGGCCGAGAGUGAAAAGGUUGCUUCUCCUAUGGAGGUGGCCAAACAACCGACAUCGAACCUCUUGCCCGAAGAAUCAGCACAGGUGCGGGAUGAUUCUGUCCCGAGCAGCAACGGCCUGUACGGCAUCAUAUCCGGUGCUUUCGGAAUGGCCAGCUCAGUCGUGGCGAGUCGCCUCCCGGAGGGCUACAUUUUGCCCGGGAUAUUCACAGCACCGAGCACCAACGGCUCAAUAGCGGAGGAGGAAGAAGAAGAUGAGUCGGCUGAAAGCGAUACGUCGUCCAUCCGAAGCUUCGCUUCAGCUGUUGAGAAGACGGACGAAGGCGAGCCAGUCACGCCACCAGAGGUUACGCAGCCCGACAGCAUGUCGCUACACUCGUCCGGUUCCGGUGGCGGCGCGUCCGUCCAAGGUGCGAAGACAUCUUCGCAACACGAGAGAGAGCUCAGGAAACUUCAAGAGCGGCGCCAAAAGAUGCAAGAAAAGAUCAACAAGAUGCAGGAGCGCAUGUCCAGUAAGCGUGAUCAAGACUCGCAGAAAGAGGCUACAAACCUGGCGAAAUUACGUGAGAAGCAUGAGAAGGAAAUGGCCAAGCAAGAGGAAAAGUACAAGCGCGAUAUGCAACGUCUCGAACAGCGCCGCGAGCAGGAGCAACGCAAGGCCGAAGAGAAGCGGCGGAAACAGGCGGAGAAGGAAGAGAAGGGAAACUUGGCCUUGGAGCUCGAGCACGUCAAGGCCGAGCGGGACGUUGCGCUCAAGGAGAUUGACGUUCUCAAGGAGCAGGUAGGCCAGCUGCAGAGCCAGAAUACCAUGCUGGUAGUCAAGCUGGGAAAGAUGGGUGGAAUGGGCGGGAUGAAAAGGCAGGACUCGUCGUUGAGUGUGCCGGGCGAAAAGGUGGUUCAGACGGUGUCCAACUAA